AUGUCUGCUAUUGAUGCUACAAAGCGCAAACUUGCCAUAAAACCCCGUUUUGUGCCUUACAUUGAGAAACAUAGAAUAUAUGAACUACUAUAUGACAUUGCUACUGCUGUUGCUACUCGUAAACCCAAAGAUCAUAUUUUGUUUAUAAGAAAUUUGUUAGAUGAUAUUAAUGAGAGGCGUGAUAAACCACGUAUUAUCAUGAUAGCUCCACCACAUCUUUCGGUUGAAGAAAUAUGCGAGUACAUAAAAGAAGAGACAGGAGUUGCUAUUAUUACAUUUGAUGAUAUCGCCGGCCAAGAUAAUGAGAUAUCAAGCUCAGAAUUAGCAACGAAAUUGAGUAAGUACAUAGAAAAAUAUGACAUCGUUAAAAAAGGAUGGAUUAUGUACGAUAUGCCUAGAAACUUUAUAGAAACUAAAAUAUUCCAAAAGCAUACUAUAUACCCAACACAUGCUUUUGAGAUUUGUUCUUCUCGAGAUUCGUAUUCACAGAACGAUGCUUGGUUUAGAAAUAUUAAGGACUGGCCGAUAGAAAAGUUCAGGGAAGCGAUGGUAGAAUUUAAGAGAAAAGCAUUCGGUUUGCACAGGGCUUUGCAAACAUGUUACAAGAAAGUUCUGGUCAACUCAAGAACGGAAAAGCAACUGGCCAGGGCUUGCGUCGACUACAGCAGAAUACCCGUGUUCAAAGGCGCUCCGAUGUUGCCAAGGAUAGUCCUCAUCGGGACCAGGGGCUCUAGGAGGAGGACCACUGCUAAGCGCCUCAGUGAAAAGUACCAUAUGGUUCAUGUUGACUUGGAAGAAUUGAUUCUCCAAACCAAGGGAAUGGAAAACGAGACGGGAGAACAAUUGCGAAAUUUGGAAGCCCGAAACGUACCAAUAUAUUCAAAAAUAGUCCUUGCUAUGCUACAGAAGAGGCUGAUGCAAUGGGAUUGUAUGCAGAAAGGAUGGGUGAUAACAAACUUCCCGAGAGAUGUAGCCGAUUUCAAAAUACUGGACAACUUCGAUACUCCACCUAACAAGGUUAUAUUUCUAUCAAUACAAACUAUUAAAGCGUACCAGCGCUUGAAGAAUCGUAAAGUAAACAUAUAUGAUGGCGAUCUGAAGACAAUUAGUGAAAUCAUUAGCAGUGGUGAUAAUAUUCGAGAAUAUUAUACACAUCCUAGAGACUAUGAUGUCAAUAUAUUACCUGAACAAGACGAUUUUGCGAAAAACAUUGAGGAAAUGCUUAAAUAUUGUGGCGAUAAUUGCAAUAUCAUUAAUGCAGAUGGUAGCGAUAGUGAAGUGUUCGACAGAGUAGCGAGAGUAGUUAUGCAGCCAUGUGUUAUCGCUCCACCAAGAACUGUAGACCUAGAAUCGCCAAAGGGUCAGAGUGGUGAAUUUGUUUUUAAAGAACGUUCUCAUUCAUCAAUUUACCCAAAUAUUGUUUACGAGAAAGAGGAUUUUCAGGAUUUUCGGUCAACGUUCGAAUCUAACGACCUUGAAUAUAUGCCUAAUGAAUUUAUUGAUUAA
Nezara viridula (southern green stink bug) is the source of this 1506-nucleotide messenger RNA. NCBI's taxonomy places the organism in Eukaryota, Metazoa, Arthropoda, Insecta, Hemiptera, Pentatomidae. The record is from the annotation of a GenBank genome assembly.